AUGCCGGACAAAAACAAAGAGGAAGACACGACUGGCGACAAAGAGGUCGAUGAGAAACAGGCGAGUGACGAGAAAACGACCGCGGCCAGCGCGGCGGCCGCUUCGGGUGCCGACGAGGCGCCCAAACGAAAACCAAAGAAGGUGGUGAUUCCGUUCGUGCUGCCGUGGGAGAGUCGACCGUGCAAGCAGACGCAGAAAGGCAUGGGUGCGUUUGGAACACACCGCAAGGUGGUGAGCAACACGACGAAGCCAGUGGUGGAGCCGAAUUCGGCCGCGUCCGGCGCCAUGUCCAGCGACAUGUUCCUGAGCAUGUUCGCGAACGUCGACAACUGUGAGUCACAGAAAGGAAUGAGGGCGUUCGGAUCACACCGAGCGAACGUGAUCAAGGUGUCGACGGCGAACGUGGUGCAGCACGAAAAGGCGAAGCAAUCCGAGUGCAUCAUUCCACGCCAGUCGGGCACCAGCGAAGCGGUCGGUCAGUCGGGUCAGACGCCGAUUGGUGCCAUUCGCCAGAACGUGAUGAAGGUCAGCUACAAGCCAAACAUGACCGGCAAGAUGGACCCAGAGUCGAAGACGUUCCUGUCCAGAAUCGCCCAACCGAACCCAAACUGCCACGCCGGCACGGCGGUCAUUGACCACUUCCGCAAACAGGUGCCUCGCUACCUGGACAACGGCGUGUACCCGAAGCACAGCCGCAAGACCGAAAGUAUUCUGCCGAAACUGUACGAGUACCACAACGUCGAAUCGCCGAAGGGCACCGGAGCCGGUACGUUCGGACUCGGACCGUUUCGGCAGGUGAUCACGCCGGUGAAAGACGUAUACCCGCUGACCCAGGACGAGAUCAGCGACAGUAAUCGAGUCACGCCUUGGACGACCGCUCCUAGCCAUGCCUCGCAGCAAGGAACCGGAGGUUUCCAAAAGCGUCGCGACGUCAUCAUGCAUGUUCAAUGA
Messenger RNA from Soboliphyme baturini, 951 nucleotides. The record is from the annotation of a GenBank genome assembly. Lineage: Eukaryota; Metazoa; Nematoda; Enoplea; Dioctophymatida; Soboliphymatidae.